Messenger RNA from Prinia subflava (tawny-flanked prinia), 1582 nucleotides. Its product is annotated as cytochrome b-245 light chain. The transcript is spliced from 6 exons. The record is from RefSeq and is a predicted model, not a curated record. Gene Ontology annotation, molecular function: heme binding. NCBI's taxonomy places the organism in Eukaryota, Metazoa, Chordata, Aves, Passeriformes, Cisticolidae. Bases 268 to 816 code for a protein of 182 amino acids.
GAGGGGGCGUGGCCUGCGGUGGUAGCGCCGCGCCCGCCUUCCGGGUCGGGCCGGGCCGAGCGGAGCCGAACCGGGACGGGCCGGGCCCCGCCGAGCUCCGCGGGCAAAGCACACCGAGCCCCAGCGGGCGAACCGAGCCGAACCGAGCCGAACCCUCCCGGCUGAGCCGAGCCGGACCGGGCCGGGAGCAGCCGAACCCGCUCGGACCGAGCCGAGCGGAGCCGGGAGCAGCCGAAGGCGCUCGGCCGGCCGGCGCCGCUGCGGGCCAUGGGGCAGAUCGAGUGGGCCAUGUGGGCGAACGAGCAGGCGCUCGCCGCCGGGCUCAUCCUGCUGACCGGCGGGAUCGUGGCCGUGGCGGGGCAGUUCAAGGGCUGGUACUUCGCGGCGUAUUCCAUCGCGGCCGGAGUCCUGGUGUGCCUGCUCGAGUAUCCCCGGAGCAAGCGGAAAAAGGGCUCCACCAUGGAGCGGUGUGGCCAGAAGUACCUGACAGCCGUGGUGAAGCUGUUCGGGCCCCUCACCAGGAAUUAUUACGUCCGAGCCGUCCUUCACGCCGCCCUGGCUGUCCCUGCCGGUUUCCUCCUCUCCACCAUCCUGGGCACCGUCUGCCUGGGCAUCGCCAGCGGCAUCUACCUGCUGGCUGCGGUUCGAGGGGAGGAGUGGAGACCCAUCGAGCAGAAGCCCCGGGAGAGGCCGCAAGUGGGGGGCACCAUCAAGCAGCCCCCCAGCAACCCCCCGCCCCGGCCCCCGCCCAACGCCCGCAGGAAGCAGCCGGAGGUGGGGGGGCAGGUGAACCCCAUCCCCGUGGAGGUGGAAUAACAGGGGAUCCUCCUGCCCCUCUGCCCUGCUCCUGCUCCUGCUUCCCAGCUGCUGGAUCCACUGCAGGGGACGAAUCCUGGGGAUCCCCAGAACCCCAGGGGUGCUGAGCUCCCUGGUGUGGGUCCUCAGCUCCUGGUGAUGCUCAGAUCCCUGCGGUCAUCAGGGAUUCCCAAAUCCCCAGGGAUGCUGUGGGGUCCCCAGCUCCUGGGCAUCUCCAAAUCCCCAGCAAUCCUCAGCUCUUUGUAGGAUUUCCAUCUCCUAGGGAUCCCCAAAUCCCCUAAGAUGCUCAGCUCCCAAAUUCCCAGCGAUGUGAUGCUCCCUGUGGGGUUUCCAGGCUCCAGGGGCUUCCCAGCUUCUGGAGAUCCCCAAAUCCGUGGGGGAUCCCAGAUCCCCAAUUCCCUAUGGGGUCUCCAGCUUCCAGGAGCUCCCCAGCUCCUGACCUCCCCAAAUCCCCAAGGAUGUUCAGCUUCCUGUGGGGUCUGCAGCCCCCGAAGGCUUCCCAGCUCCUAAGGAUCCCCCAAAUCUUUGGGGAUUCUCAACUCCCUGUGAGUCUCCUGUUUCCAGGGGCUCCUCAUCUCCUGGGAAACCCCAAAUCCCUGGACAUGCUCAGCUCCCUGAGGGUCCCAACUCUCCAAGCACCCCCAGAUCCCUGUGGAACUCCAGCUCUCAGGGAAUCCCCAGCACCCCGGGGGGAUCAGGCAGCUCCGACUCUCCCUGGUUUUUGUCAUUUCUGCAGUUGCUGUUGCAAUAAAAAGUGGGAAAGGCA